This is a messenger RNA of Engraulis encrasicolus (European anchovy), 1262 nucleotides long. Its product is annotated as transmembrane emp24 domain-containing protein 6-like. Gene Ontology annotation, biological process: Golgi organization; endoplasmic reticulum to Golgi vesicle-mediated transport; intracellular protein transport. The record is from RefSeq and is a predicted model, not a curated record. The transcript has 4 exons. Lineage: Eukaryota; Metazoa; Chordata; Actinopteri; Clupeiformes; Engraulidae. Bases 25 to 759 code for a protein of 244 amino acids. Gene Ontology annotation, cellular component: COPII-coated ER to Golgi transport vesicle; endoplasmic reticulum; Golgi apparatus.
AAGUGUGUGUGUGUAAUAAGCGCCAUGUCUGCACUGCGUUGGUACUGGACCCUCCUGGUGCUGGUGCUGGUUCUGACCGGUCUGGAGGAGACCCGGGCCCAGAAGUCGGAGCCCCGCGCGGCGCCAGGAGUCAGCAUGUUCCGCGGCGCGGACCAGUACAACUUCGCCAUCCUGCUGGGCGGCUCCGGCUACCAGUGCUACUGGCACUUCGCCCACCAGACCGGCCGCUUCUACCUCACAUACAUGGUGCAGAGGGUGAGCACCAUGUCUGCAGACCGGCGGGUGCAUGUGACGGUGCUGUCCCCUGAGGGGGUGCCAGUGGCCUACUCUGAUAAGCCCUUGGACCAGAUCACCUUGGAGACACAGAUGACAGGUUUCUACCAAAUGUGCUUUGGGAACUUUCUAAACAAGUUUGGGACUAUGCAAGUGUACCUGGACUUUGGGGUGUACUAUGAAGGAUCGGAGCCUCAGGUGAAGAGCGAAGAAGAGUUGCAGAUAGAUGCAGACCAGCUAAACAGCACCCUCACCAACAUACAGGAGAUCACCGGCAAGCUGAAAUCCAAUCUGUUCCACAUGUGGCGCUACUUCAACUACGGCCGCAUGAAGAGGAGCACAGAUCACUACCUGCUGGAGUCCAACUCCGCCUACGUCACCUGGUGGUCUGCGGCCCAGAGCCUGCUCAUCAUCAUGGCCGGAUACCUACAGCUCUACACCAUCAAACGCUUCUUCCACACCCAGCCCAACAGGCCUCGAUGCUGAGGGGGAAGAAGUCAAGUGUCAAGUCAAGUGUACUUUAUUGUCAAAAAUCUAUGUAACAGGGUUAGCACAGAAGUUUGAAAUUGCGUUUGACCAGUCUCCAAUGUGCAGUUUAACUAAAAACAUUUAAAUAAAACAUUGCUAAUAAUCUCUCUCUCUCUCUCUCUCUCUCUCUCUCUCUCUCUCUCUCUCUCUCUCUCUCUCUCUCUCUCUCUCUCUCUCUCUCUCUCUCUCACACACACACACACACACAUACAGAAAGUAGAAAGUGGUGUUUUGUUUUUGCUCGUUUCACUUAUUCACUUUUAGUGUAGGAUACAUUACUCAAGAAUUAUAACCCAUUUUGUAUCAGAAAAGUUCACAAGGAAAUAUUCAAUCCAAGAAUGGCCCCUACUUAAAUUAGUACAUUGAAAAUUAUUGUAAUGUAGGCCUAUUACAGUUAUUCAUAUGCUUUCCCCUAUUUUGCUCACCACCGUUUCUCAAAGGGGGGGGGGGGGGGGGGUCCA